This is a messenger RNA of Trichoderma virens Gv29-8, 1716 nucleotides long. RefSeq lists its product as uncharacterized. Bases 473 to 1390 code for a protein of 305 amino acids. NCBI's taxonomy places the organism in Eukaryota, Fungi, Ascomycota, Sordariomycetes, Hypocreales, Hypocreaceae. The transcript has a single exon. The record is from RefSeq and is a predicted model, not a curated record.
CAAUAUUAAAAUACUCUCGUUUUAUCCUCACUUCUCAAUCAUUCUCCUUUUCGUCCCUCGUUUUGACGCUUUUGCACACCCUAAACAAGGCCUUUUAGGUCAUCGCUUCAUUUCGCAUAUCGGCGCCAUUCGUUCUUUCCACUUAGCAAAAUACAAACGCACCUUAUUUUCUUUCAUUCUUACUCUUUUCGUUCGGCCGUCCGCUCUCUUUUCCUGGCCUCAUCAUCGGGAGCUUCUUGACAGCAACACGCCCGUCUAGCCUGCCGUCUUGUCUACCAAAGCCAAAGCGCCAGGAAGGGAGAACCCCAGUAUCGCGUCAACCAGCCCUGUGGCUUCGACCCGACCUUCUUGUCGACGUUCCCAGGCGUCCCCCGACGAAUCCGACUAACGAGAGCUCAGAGACUUUGCUCUACGUCAACUUGAACUCAUCUCUCUUUAUCAUCUCUUCUUACGCUACGCAACAACAUUCAUCAUGUAUUCUUCAAGGCUUGUUCAGGUGCUGGUCGUGGUGGUGUCUAUCCUCUGCAUAGCGCAGGCCACCUGGUGGGACAAUCAAAAAGUUCACCACAGAGCGUUGAUCCGACGAGCAGAUUCCCUUUCUGACACUCUGAAUGGUUUGACCGGCUCUUCAAGUUCGGAAAACGCAACCCCAUCCUCAUCCUCGACUCCGACGUCACCCUCCCAAACUUCCAGCUCAACGCCCUCUGAGACCACGUCAUCCGACGAUUCAUCAUCAAGCACCUCUGCUUCUCCAUCCUCUACCCCAACCCCGGACGGAUCUUCUUCUUCAACUCCUGCACCGGGCGGCACUACUACUACUCCUUCUUCUACCUCGGCUGGUUCUACCACUGCCGGUCCUGAUUCGAGCUCAACUUCCGCCUCUGCUCCAUCCACCACGCCUCCCCCUGGAAGCACCACGUCCAGCAGUAAGGAGAGCAGCGACAACAAGACUUCCGAUGGCGGAGAUGACAAGGGUGGAGACUCGCAACAAACUACCUUUGUUUCGACCAAGGUUGAAGUAGUUGUUAUGACCAACACCGAUGGCUCCAAGACUACUCAUACUACCACGACAAAGACCACGGAGACUGCGGCCCUCAACGCCGAUACCUCUAAGCCCACCGGCAUGUCGGUUAAGACUCGCAACACCAUCAUUGGUGUCGUUGUCGGCGUUGGCGGUGCUGCUAUCCUCGGCGCCCUCCUUUUGGUCGCCUUCCGAGUCUGGGGCCGCAAGAAGCAUGCCGAGGAAGCCGAUGGCCUCAUGGCUUACAACGCUGAUAUCGUUGCCGCGGAGAAGUCUCCCCGAGGUAGUUCGUCGGGUGGCCAGCGGAAUCCGUUCCAGUCGACGUUGGAGAAUUACCACCAGCCAGUAAAUGCAUCGGCUAACUUUUAAGGUAUUUUGCGGUGGGAUUUUUUUCUUUUUGCAGCUGUUGCGGCAUGCGGAUAUGGUCCACCCCAAAGCAUGGGUUACGAUGUAUGUCGAGAAGAUUUUGACAAGCGAUGCCGCAGACUUUGGAAGGACGGAGGAACAAAUUAAAAAAAAAAGAAUCUGAGCGAGGCUACUAUACGUGUAUGCGAGACUGGUUUGCAAACUGCAUAGCGAGCUCUUUUAUUUUUCUGUUGCUUUGCAUAUAGAAUUGAUACUGUUUAUAGGGAAAGAAAGCGUGAUACCUAACUAAUUACUUGGAACACUGAAUAUAAAUAUUUCUUUUACGUCCC